Molecule: messenger RNA, 1173 nt
Organism: Drosophila melanogaster (fruit fly)
Lineage: Eukaryota; Metazoa; Arthropoda; Insecta; Diptera; Drosophilidae
Gene: Or85b
Product: odorant receptor 85b
Exons: 3
Coding region: 1-1173 (390 amino acids)
Biological process (GO): sensory perception of smell
Cellular component (GO): membrane; plasma membrane
Molecular function (GO): olfactory receptor activity; odorant binding
Source: RefSeq, marked reviewed
AUGGAGAAGCUAAUGAAGUACGCUAGCUUCUUCUACACAGCAGUGGGCAUACGGCCAUAUACCAAUGGUGAAGAAUCCAAAAUGAACAAACUUAUAUUUCACAUAGUUUUUUGGUCCAAUGUGAUUAACCUGAGCUUCGUUGGAUUAUUUGAGAGCAUUUACGUUUACAGUGCCUUCAUGGAUAAUAAGUUCCUGGAAGCAGUCACUGCGUUGUCCUACAUUGGCUUCGUAACCGUAGGCAUGAGCAAGAUGUUCUUCAUCCGGUGGAAGAAAACGGCUAUAACUGAACUGAUUAAUGAAUUGAAGGAGAUCUAUCCGAAUGGUUUGAUCCGAGAGGAAAGAUACAAUCUGCCGAUGUAUCUGGGCACCUGCUCCAGAAUCAGCCUUAUAUAUUCCUUGCUCUACUCUGUUCUCAUCUGGACAUUCAACUUGUUUUGUGUAAUGGAGUAUUGGGUCUAUGACAAGUGGCUCAACAUUCGAGUGGUGGGCAAACAGUUGCCGUACCUCAUGUACAUUCCUUGGAAAUGGCAGGAUAACUGGUCGUACUAUCCACUGUUAUUCUCCCAGAAUUUUGCAGGAUACACAUCUGCAGCUGGUCAAAUUUCAACCGAUGUCUUGCUCUGCGCGGUGGCCACUCAGUUGGUAAUGCACUUCGACUUUCUCUCAAAUAGUAUGGAACGCCACGAAUUGAGUGGAGAUUGGAAGAAGGACUCCCGAUUUCUGGUGGACAUUGUUAGGUAUCACGAACGUAUACUCCGCCUUUCAGAUGCAGUGAACGAUAUAUUUGGAAUUCCACUACUACUCAACUUCAUGGUAUCCUCGUUCGUCAUCUGCUUCGUGGGAUUCCAGAUGACUGUUGGAGUUCCGCCGGAUAUAGUUGUGAAGCUCUUCCUCUUCCUUGUCUCUUCGAUGAGUCAGGUCUAUUUGAUUUGUCACUAUGGUCAACUGGUGGCCGAUGCUAGCUACGGAUUUUCGGUUGCCACCUACAAUCAGAAGUGGUAUAAAGCCGAUGUGCGCUAUAAACGAGCCUUGGUUAUUAUUAUAGCUAGAUCGCAGAAGGUAACUUUUCUAAAGGCCACUAUAUUCUUGGAUAUUACCAGGUCCACUAUGACAGAUCUGCUUCAAAUAUCAUACAAAUUCUUCGCCCUGCUGCGCACAAUGUAUACCCAAUAG